GCGAGUCACGUGAUAAAUAAUUGAAUUUAAAUUAAAUUAAUAUUUUAUUUUGUCAUGGCCAUUCGUACGCACGUGUAGUGUUUUCGUAUUGCCGGUUUCGUUUUCGUGUGCUGGUCGCCAGAGUGCCCACUGGCUCCAGACUGCACCCAACAGUGGCCAGAACCCAGCGGUGAACAGUGAGCAGAGAGCACCGUGAUUGUCCAAACCAGACUAUGUUAGGACUGUCUUGUCCGUCGAAUUUCACGGCAAUGGAUGUGAUGGAUCACAGCGACUCUGAGCCCAGCGAAAUCUUGGAGCACGAAGGACACGCGUACGAGAAAAAGUGGACGGGCAACACCGUCGCGGUGGCCGCCAGUGACUGGGUGCUGUGGAAGUGCGUGAAAAGCGGUUGCCCUGGACAGAUUGCUACAACCGCCGUCCGGACGAAGCGGUGGCGGCGGAAGCGGUUCACCGUUCACCGGGACGUCGCCGGCAAUCGGCUGACGGCGUUCGUACCGCGGCGGCCUCACAAUCACGCGUCCGCGACGGUGCGUGGAAAAGAGACGUCUAAACAGAAUGGGACGACAACUGCCAAAUCUAAACUGACGCCGAUGACGUCGCCUACUACAAGCCUCACUGACGUGUUGGCUGCCCCAAGUUUUAAAGACUUGAAUGAAAUUGAUGCAUUUCAUUCGUCAGAACCAAAAUCAUCACUUUCACUUACUGAUAUUGAAAAUAUAAAUUCCAUUAAUCUUGAUAAUGUGCCAAAAAAUAUGGAAAAUGUUGAACAAACUGUGACUAAUUUUGAUAAUGGUAUCAAAAUGUCAAAUAUUAAUGAUAUAACGGAAUUUCAAGCAGUCAAGCCUGUUAGCCUUAUUAAUCACCAAACAAAUUCCAAAGAAAGACAUUUGAAAGACAUAAGUGUUACAGUUAGUAGUACAAAUAUUAUCAAAAAUAUAAAUAAAAAAAAUGGUGUACAAAUUAACUAUGGUAGUUCAAGUAUGUCCACUCAAAAUAAAAAUGAGGAAAUUUUGUGUCAUAUAUGUAGUACAUUUUUUGAUGAAUAUUGUUAUAAUCAACACAUUCAAACCACCAGACACAUAAGUGCGUGUGAGGAAAAUUUUAAAGAUCGUAUUGAUUUUGAAAAUUAUAGAAUAUUUUCAUGUUCGGUUUGUGUUACUACAACAGAGUUUUUUAAGGCUAUUGAAAAAUAUUUUACUAUUUUAGUAGACCAUAUAAUUUUAGAGCACAAUACACUUGUAGUAGAUAUAUAUUUUUUUGCACUUUAUCAUGAAGAUAGCUUAAAUGUAGAAAACAAAAAUAUUGCCGAAGUAAAGCAUUUUGAUGUUUAUAAUAAAGAAUUGACCAAAAACACUGAUGUAUAUGAGCUUUACAAAGAUAUUGUGAAAUCAUUUAUGUUUCAAAGUGAUUCAUUACAAACUGCAGAAUCUAGUUGGACUCUGGAAGAAAUACUUUUUGUUGAAAUAAUUAAAGUAAAAAAAUUAUUUGAAAAUGAAGUUUUAUCAAAAUCCGUUGUCAAGAACAAUGAUAAUAAUGAAAUUAGAGAUGAUCAAAUUAACACCGAUGAUCUUAAAAAGACUGAACCCCUGCAGCUGAUUCGUUGUAAACUAUGUAGUAUAUAUGUAGUUCAACAAAAUUAUGAGCAACAUCAAGAGACAACAGCGCAUAAAAUUUCACUUUUUUAUUUAAAAAAUGAAAAAAUACAAAUAAAUGGAGUUCAAAAUGACAACUGUUUUUUAAGCUGUCGAAUACUCUCACCAAAAUAUCUUUCAAUUGAUGACUUUUUCCAAUCAAUUGAGUCUGAUGUAGUAGAGUUGAUUGCUAAAAUUAUACAAUUACAAAACGGUGGACCAAUCAGUGUCAAUAUAAAAAUGUUUGGACUUUAUAAUCAUAACAGUUUAAUAAGUAAACCUGAUACUUUAGGUGAUGUCAAAUCUUUCAUGAUAAGAAAUGAGGUCCUAUCUGGAGUUAAAAUUUUGUUACAUUGGAUUCAAAAAAUACUAAAUAAAUUCAAGUCCCACCACCAACAAUAUUUAAAAUCCAUGCCACAAUCCUAUCAUUUAGAACGUGUUAUGUUUUUAGACCUAUGUUUUUAUGAAAUGACUAGUAUUUAAGAAACUAAACAUUGAAUGUUAUGUUUAUACAAGUUAUCAUUGUUACUUUAUUUGUAAGAUUUAAACUUCUUACUAUUUAAUUUAUUUUAAAGUAUAUAAUUGUUUUAUGAAUUUGAUUACUGGAAUAAUUUAAUUACUAUAUGACAUUUUUGAUUGUAUAA
This is a messenger RNA of Metopolophium dirhodum (rose-grain aphid), 2275 nucleotides long. RefSeq lists its product as uncharacterized. Bases 213 to 2114 code for a protein of 633 amino acids. The record is from RefSeq and is a predicted model, not a curated record. The transcript is spliced from 7 exons. NCBI's taxonomy places the organism in Eukaryota, Metazoa, Arthropoda, Insecta, Hemiptera, Aphididae.